Molecule: messenger RNA, 2133 nt
Organism: Drosophila subobscura
Lineage: Eukaryota; Metazoa; Arthropoda; Insecta; Diptera; Drosophilidae
Exons: 3
Coding region: 419-2080 (553 amino acids)
Molecular function (GO): serine-type endopeptidase inhibitor activity
Source: RefSeq, a predicted model, not a curated record
AAACCAUGCGGAUCGAUCGGAUUUUCGUACUUUAUUUAGCAGAGUGGCGCUUGGGCCACAGUUUCAGUUUGGCAGCAGCAAUCACGCGAAUCGGUUCGAAUCCCAGAGCGAAGCUGUAAGCUGGAAAAGCUAUGUGGAAAACGCGAUCCGCUUGACGGUUGACAAAUUUCCAAAUAGUCAUCACCUUGACAUUAGCUGUGAGGGAGAGAGAGAAGCACUCAAUUCAGCUAAUUGAUUCGAAAUUGGCAGCAGGUCAAAAAUAAUGAGUGUAGUGCAAUUUAUGAAUACGGAUAAAGCUCGCAAAAUUAUUCGCUAAAACAAGGCAAAAACACACAACACAAAAAACAGCCGCAAACGCGACAAUCAAAGUGCUAACUGCUAUCAGCGCCAUCUGGGCAAGGUCAAUCAUUAUUAAAUUAUGUCUCGAUUCGCGCUGUGCCUCUGGGUGCACGCCCACAUCCUCUUUGGCGUCCAACCACACUACAUACAAAUCGAUCAUGAGGAGUUUCGUGCCAGCGGCUUUCCGCAUCCACAUUUCCCACCGCCACCGAUGACACCGCUCGACCAUCUGCCGCAGGUGCUGGCCGUCAAGGAGCUGACACCCGCCGAGGUGAUGGUCGAUCUGACGAAUGAUCUCACCCACCGACUGCUGCACUACCACUCCAUUCUCAAUCGCAAUAACUUUGCCUUCUCGCCGACGGCGCUGGUCAGUGUCCUGGUGGCCCUCUACGAGGGUUCCUCCAGCAACAGUGCCAACGAGCUGCGCAAUGUGCUGCAGCUGCCCAACAAUCGUGACGUCAUACGCGUCGGCUACCGCGACAUCCAUCGACGGCUACGGACUUAUUUCUUUGGCUCCGACAAUCCCCUGAAGGGUCUCAGCCUGAACAAGAACAAUGUGACGGUCCUGAAGGACUUUGAGACGGUGCUCAUGUUCUAUGGCUACGAUCUGAGUGUGGAUAUGGUGUCCACAACGCCUGCAAAUUUGACAGCCGAUGCUGAGAUGGUUAGCACGACGACGCCCAGUGGGAAUACCACAACAGAGGAAGCGGAAGCUGAAACCACCACCAGCAGCAGCAGCACGGUUAAGGAUGAGGAAACCACCACAGAGAUGCCAGUUACAACGACCACCACGGAGGCACCCACCACCACAACCACAGAGGAGCCAACGACCACCACAGAAGUGCCGCCUGAAACGGAGACAACCACUGAGGCACCCGCAGAGUCAUCCGGCGAGGAGACGGCAGAGCCUGCUGGCGACGAUGAGGCUGCUGAGCUGGUGUCUGCCUUCGUGGCCGAGGAGGAUUCCGAGCCUCUGUUGCGCAUACAAAAAGCUCGCGUUUCGCGAUUGCCCACCAGCAAGCUGCAGGCGCCACUCAAGCACUCCAAUCCGAUCACGCCGAAGCCCAUUUAUCUGCCAAGUGCGCGGAGCGCGACCAUGCCCAUGAUGGCACGACAAGUGGCGGAGAGGAAGCCUCCAAACACGCGACAAAUCAUUUCCAUUUCAGCUCCACCAUCGGCAAAUGGCUCGUACGCGAGAAAGUCCAAGAUGUCGAGGCACAAGCGACACGCUCUGCCCUACAGGGAUCUCGAUUCGAAUCUCUUUCUGACGCUGUUCAACCCGCAAGCACCACAUCCAGCGCCCCAUCCGUUUCAGUAUCCACCAUCUGGCGCCUUUGCGCCCAUCCACAAUGACUUUGAGCCACACUUUAUCAGCGAGGCGGCCGAGAGCAAGUCCAACUACAACACGGACGUCAUCAGCCAUGUGUUCUAUCUGGGCAGCCAUCAGAUUGUGCACACCACAUUCAAGGUGUACAACGCGGUGCUGUACUACAAGUACUUCGAGCAUCUCAAGAUGAGCGUCCUGGAGCUGGAGCUGGACACGCCAGAGUACAAUCUGAUGAUUCUGCUGCCCGACUACCACACGGACAUUGUGGCUGCGGCGGCAUCGCUGAAGCUGGGGCCCACAUUGCGGCUGAUGCGCAAGCAGCUGAAGCCACGUUGGGUGCAGGCCAUCAUACCCGACUUUAAGCUGCAUGGAACGAUGUUCUUGACCAACGAUCUGCAGAAUAUGGGCAUGUAAGCUGCUUGCUGCGUGCCAUUAGUGCUGCGUCUCACUUUUACUUUCUUUUGGUC